Messenger RNA from Seminavis robusta, 2880 nucleotides. NCBI's taxonomy places the organism in Eukaryota, Bacillariophyta, Bacillariophyceae, Naviculales, Naviculaceae. The record is from the annotation of a GenBank genome assembly.
AUGGAAGGGUUUCGCACAAGCCUCGAACGUGCUAUCCGCAUGGAAGACGAGAUUGACUGGUCUGUCCACACGGUUGACUAUGUCAUGUUCAAGCGGAGGCUGCGUGUCUUUGCUAAGAGACGGUCGCGUCUUCGAGAGCUGAUAAGAGCUUCACCGGAUGAACGCAUUCCUCAAAAUGUUGUCACUUCGAUUCUGGGUCCCAUUGCCUAUCAAUCACCGGCGCUAGCCUUUCUAGGAAUGAAAGCGGAAGAGGCCAGAAUGCAAGAAGAAGAAGCAAGGGCGAACCUCAACAAUUCAGAAAACUCAAACUAUUCACAACACUUUAUCAAUAUACCACAGAACAUGGACCGCAGUAGCAGUUAUUCUGGAAGUGGUGGUGGUGGUGGUGGUGGUGGCGGGGGGAACAUCUUGGGGGAGCCAUCUCCUGCUCCUGGCCCAGGAGACUAUGUGCCAUUCGUCGACAGCAGUACUUCCUCCAUGUCAGGUACUCGAUUGGCGAAUGCCGUGUCAUCUCAUCCUGUGCUACAUCAGACAAUGCAACAAACAACAGAUGUAGAAACCGUCACAGAUGCACAAGUUAUGCCUCAAGUGGCCUCUCAAGAACCUCAACAUGAUUUGCUACAGACUAGUUUAUCAUCGAGCAAAUCCGAUGCCUCUUUACCUCCUAACAUGCCCGUGAAUCCAGAGGCAGUCAAAAGACUCAAGAAGAGGGCCAUUUGGAGAAGCGUAUCCAAUGCGGAACGAAAUGAACUCGUCUUAUUCUUGACAUGGGAAAUGGACAAGGUAGCCAUGUUUUAUCUGGCACGGUGGCAGCGACUUUCACAGCUCAUUGUGGCAGAGCGACCCUCUGUUUCAUUGGGUGACGAGAUAUUGGAACUGAUUGCCUUUUGUACCAUUAACGUCGUGACAUUGCGACAGAUUCUGAUCCGAUAUGACGCCUUUGCGCGUACCUUUGAGGGAACCCCUCUUCUCGACUACUACAUGAAGCGCGUCAGCAGGAGACAAACGUCCUUUCGAAAAGUGCUCUUUCACGAGGAGUUGAAUGCCUUGGCGGAUCUCUUUGUGGAUGAAAUGUCCCCAGAGCCGGCCAUUUGGACGGCGUUUGAGGGACAGCGAAGAAUGUUCAAUGACAUUCUGGAAAGAACACAGCGAUCGGAAGCUGUGGCGUCCACGGGGCGAGAGCUUGUCACAGACAGCUUUGUCCAUACUCUGCGGCAUUACUUUCUUCUGGGAGGAAUUGAAGAUGCCCUGGGGCUGCAACCAGAGUUCCUGACACUUCGAGGACAAAGUCUCACAGGGGAGAUGGCCAAGUUGGCAGAAUGGAGGAAAAGGAAACACUUGGAAGCAGAACCGCCCGAACAGGAACAGAACCCUCGCCUCAAGCCACAAGAAAUCUUCCAACUGACAUUGACUUUGAUUGCCACCUUCCUGUAUUGCUUGAAUUACUACAUUGUGGAGCCAUCCAGCACCAUGUACUGCAAUGCCCUGGGAGCCUACGAUGCCAUGUCUGGAUUUCUGAUUGGUAUGACACCUCUGGCGGCGUUCAUAUCCGCAAUUCCCUACUCUAUUUGGACCAAUCGGACCUUCCGCCAACCCAUCAUACUUUCGGGGUGUUUGCUGAUUCUGGGGAAUCUCUUGUAUGCAAGCGCUUACAAUUUCCAGUCCAUCUAUGUAGCGCUAGCUGGGCGGUUCUUGGUGGGGCUUGGAGCCCCGAAGGUGUUUGUCAGGCGGUACAUGGCAGACACGACCCCUAUCAAUAUACGAACUAGUGUCAAUGCUGGCUUUGGGAUGGUGGUCGCAGUGGGAUCUGCUCUGGGGCCAGCAACAGCAAUCUGGUUGAAUAGCAUCCAAUUCAGGCAACAAAUUCCGUUUGUGGGGACAGUGGUUUUCAAUGGAUUGACUGGGCCAGGAUAUUUCAUGGCUGUGCUUUGGACGGGCUUUACCAUUGUUGUUAUACUAACCUUUGGGGAACCCAACCGACAAGGUCUGGCAGAACAAAAGAAGUUGGAGCAACAAGACACGAUGGUCACAUCAGUAAAUCUUGACCACCAGGGACCUCAAUUCGUGCAUGACGAACCACUUAGUGCAAUGAUCGAAGGAGACCGAGCCAAGUUGGCAAAAGACUACGAACUAAGGACCAUCUUCAGCGGGGACGAAAGUCGCGCCACCUUUGGCGAAGAGCUCUUACGACCUGAACCACAACCGCGGGACAAGAAAGGGUGGUAUGCUGAAGCAAUGGACUUCUUCGAUCUCAUCACCCUUCCUGUGCGAGUCUGCUUGGGUCUCUUGCUUGCCAAGGUGUUCUGUAUAGAGAUUCUAGCAAGUGCCACCUCUGCCUUGACCAAAAAUCGGUAUCACUGGCAAGUCCACCAGGUUGGAACCCUCGGUUGCGUGAAUGGCCUUCUUGUCAUCCCAAUAUCUAUCCUUGUGGGAAGGCUUUCCAUGUCAUACCAAGACAGGAGACUGAUGACUUGGCUAGUCGCGAUUGGCUGCUUCGGAUUUUUUAUCAACAUCGACCUUACGGAUUUGGUCUCGACACCGACUCACACCUACAACAAGGGGCAUGUCCUUGCCGUUUCACCCCAACGAUAUGUUCUGGGUUACUUUUUGACGUACUCUCCUGUACAAUGCUUUGAAGGAAUCAUCGGUUCUGCUCUCAGCAAGGUCAUACCAACAGCACUGGCGUCAGGAACGUUGAACUCGGGUCUUUUGGCAACUCUCGUGGACACGUUCGGCCGUGCUUGCGGCGACAUGUUUAUUUCCAUGGCUGGCUUCAUCAAACUGAGACAGCUGAUGAAUCUGCUGUUCAUCCCUGGCUUUUGUAUUAUGUUAACGUGUUUGGUUGUGAUUCGCAAGUUCUACGACAUAUUGGCCGUUUGA